Molecule: messenger RNA, 1338 nt
Organism: Vitis riparia (riverbank grape)
Lineage: Eukaryota; Viridiplantae; Streptophyta; Magnoliopsida; Vitales; Vitaceae
Product: UPF0301 protein CHU_1773
Exons: 2
Coding region: 71-976 (301 amino acids)
Source: RefSeq, a predicted model, not a curated record
UUAUCCAUAGUUUUUCAUCUGCCACAUAGAGGAGAGAGAAGUGGAGGAGUGAAGAGAGGAAGGAAAGAGAAUGGAAGCAUGUUUUCUCACUUCAAAUUCCUUCACCAGAACCAUAGAACUACUCCCUUCAAUCAAAGCUAGAAAUCUCACCUACCCCAAGAGAAAAGCCAAUCAAUUUCAAUGUAGAAAAGCUCCAUUUCCAUCUUCUAUAACGUGUUGCCAUCUGGGGUCUUCAUCUUCGUCUGAGGAUGCUGACAAACCUUCCAUUAGUGCUGAUUGGAGAUCAUUCAGAGCAAGAUUGGUGGCUGGAGAACAAGCAUCAAGGCUGGAAGAGCCUUCCUCAUUGGUUGAUCCUGAUUCUGCAGUGGAUCAUCCUCUACCCAUCACAAUUGGGGACAAAUGGGUCCACACCAUCCAUGAACCUGAAAAGGGCUGCUUACUCAUUGCCACAGAAAAGCUUGAUGGAGUCCACAUUUUUGAACGAACGGUGAUCCUGCUAUUAUCAACUGGUCCUGUGGGUCCAACUGGCAUCAUACUCAACAGACCCUCUCUCAUGUCAAUAAAGGAAACAAGAUCAACAGUUCUGGAUGUUGCAGGCACCUUCUCGGAUAUGCCACUGUUCUUUGGAGGACCCAUAGAGGAGGGCCUGUUCCUGGUGAAUAGCCCAAAAGGGGAUGAUGAUGGAGUGGUGAAGACUGGGCUUUUUGAGGAGGUAAUGAAGGGUUUGUAUUAUGGGACCAAGGAGAGUGUGGGUUGUGCAGCAGAGAUGGUGAAGAGGAAUGCUGUUGCGGUUGAGGACUUCAGGUUCUUUGAUGGGUAUUGUGGGUGGGAGAAGGAGCAAUUGAGAGACGAAAUAAGAGCUGGGUAUUGGACUGUAGCUGCUUGUAGCCCUAGUGUAAUUGGGCUGACCAGUGUUGGAAGUGUGGGAUUGUGGGAAGAAAUCAUUGGGCUUAUGGGCCCUAGAAAGGUCUGGUGACACUCCACUCUUGGGCCGUCAAUUCCUAAACUCAAGUGCUGCACUGCACUAGGUCAAGUUCAGUAUGAUUUUAGGCUUUUGCAGGGCACACAAGGGGAAAAAAACGAUAAAUCUUCUGAAAUGUAUCUCUGAACUAAUUGCAGGGUCUAAGGAAAAGCAUUUCAAAUGUAGCCUUACCCUCAUAAGAAAAAGUUUGAGGCUCUAGUGGUUGUAUAUUAUGCAUUUUGCUUUUCAACAUUUGGUUUAAAUGUAGAUUGUGUAGCGUUUGACCAAAGCAUGUAUGUGUUUUGUUUUAAGGCAUGCUUGGAGAAGUGUAAGCGUUUGAACAUGAAGCACCCAAUUAAUCUGAUUCACAUGUCUCA